Lontra canadensis (Northern American river otter) is the source of this 528-nucleotide messenger RNA. RefSeq names its product mitochondrial ribosomal protein S18C (gene MRPS18C). Gene Ontology annotation, molecular function: structural constituent of ribosome; small ribosomal subunit rRNA binding. Gene Ontology annotation, cellular component: mitochondrial small ribosomal subunit; ribosome. NCBI's taxonomy places the organism in Eukaryota, Metazoa, Chordata, Mammalia, Carnivora, Mustelidae. Bases 55 to 486 code for a protein of 143 amino acids. The record is from RefSeq and is a predicted model, not a curated record. Gene Ontology annotation, biological process: mitochondrial translation. The transcript has 6 exons.
GGGACUCGUCAGGACGGCUUGGAGAGAGGAGCGGAAGAGGAGGGGCGAAGACCCAUGGCGGCCCUGAGCGCUGCUCGCGGUGGUCCGGGGAGGAAGCCGUGGACGCACUUCGUGAAGGCUGCUCUGUGCCUCACGGGCCGUGGGACUCGCUCGGUGCCCUGGAGAGGUUGUUCGCGGGAUCAGCGGGUGGCCGGCCACGACGACCUGCCCGUUCCAAUGGAAAAUCCUUAUAAGGAGCCUCUUAAAAAAUGCAUCUUGUGUGGAAAACGUGUAGAUUAUAAGAACAUACAGCUUUUGUCCCAGUUUAUUUCUCCAUUUACUGGAUGCAUUUAUGGAAGGCACAUAACAGGUCUUUGUGGGAAGAAACAGAAAGAAAUCACAAAAGCAAUUAAGAGAGCUCAAAUAAUGGGGUUUAUGCCAGUUACAUAUAAGGAUCCUGCAUAUCUCAAAGACCCUAAAGUUUGUAACAUCAAGUAUCGGGAGUAAAUUAUAUGAGUCUUAUCAUCAAUAAACAUAUUUUAUAAUAAA